CCCGCCCGGCCGGCUCUCCGCGGCGCAGUCGGCGGGCCGAGGCCAUGGUAGAGGCGGCAGACGAGGCGCCGCUGCUCUUCUGGGCCGAGGGCCCCGCGGUCUCCCUGCCGCAGCCCGAGCCGGAGCGGGGCGGCUGGAGCCUGGCCCCGGGGGGCGGCGCGGCGUGGGGCGGCCCCGGGGAGCUGCCGCGGGGGCCGGAGGCGGAGGCGGAGGCGGACCAGAUCGUGGCGGUGUUCGUGGUCACCUUCGAUCCCCGCUCCGGUAACAUGGUGGAAUGGUGUUUGCCCCAAGACAUUGACUUAGAGGGUGUUGAGUUCAAAUCCAUGGCAAGUGGGUCACACAAAGUCCAGUCGGAUUUCAUUUAUUUCCGGAAAGGGCUCUGCUUCGGCCUGGCCUGCUUUGAAAACAUGCCAGUGGAGAGCGAAUUAGAGCGUGGCGCCCGCAUGAAGUCUGUGGGGAUUCUCUCCCCUUCGUACACCCUGCUCUAUAGAUACAUGCACUUCCUGGAGAACCAGGUCCGACACCAGCUAGAGAUGCCAGGGCAUUACUCCCACCUGGAGGCGUUUUAUGAUGACAAGAAGGGGCUUCUCCCUGCUGGCAAGGGUACUUCCAGCUCUCAGCCACCUGUCCACUGGCUGCCCUCCAUCCACAGAUACAUGUAUCCAGAGAUGAAGAUCACACACCCCGCAGGCUGUAUGUCUCAGUUCAUUAAGUUCUUUGGAGAGCAGAUCCUCAUCCUCUGGAAGUUCGCUCUGCUACGCAAGCGCAUUUUGAUAUUUUCACCACCGCCAGUAGGAGUUGUCUGCUAUAGAGUGUAUUGCUGUUGCUGCCUAGCCAAUGUCUCACUGCCUGGCAUUGGGGGGACCGUUCCAGAGUCUAAGCCUUUUUUCUAUGUGAAUGUGGCAGACAUAGAAAUGCUGGAGACUGAAGUGUCUUAUGUGGCCUGCACGACAGAAAAAAUCUUUGAGGAGAAGCGAGAUCUCUAUGAUGUCUAUGUGGAUAACCAGAAUGUGAAGACGCACCAUGAGCAUCUGCAGCCGCUCCUGAAGAUUAACAGUGCUGACAAGGAAAAAUACCGGCGGCUCAAUGACCAGAGGCAGAUGUUGAUGUACUCUCAGGAGGUGGAGGAGGACUGCAGCUGCUGUGAAGAGGACCUCUUUAUCUUGUUUUUCAUGGAGCAGAACAAUCGGAUAUUUCAGACACUGAUGGAGGUGUCAGCCAGCCAGGACAAGACCUUGACAGCUGACCAUGCCCGGGGCAUGGGCCUGGACCCACAAGGUGACCGAAGCUUCCUAAUGGACCUGCUGGAAGUGUAUGGCAUUGAUGUCAUGCUAGUCAUUGAUAACCCCUGCUGCACUUAAACUGAGGACAAAAGAGACCGGGAGCAGCGAUGGCUUUUUAAAGACUAUGGAACAUUGCUUAGGAGCGUCACUGGAACUCACCACACCGUCACUGGAAGGAUCUCAUUUAUUUAAUAACUUUAUACAGAAAAGUAUUUAUAAUUUUAAACAAAAUGUGAUUUUAUUUUCCUUUCUUCAGGAUUGACUGCUCGAGGUUUGGUUUGUUUUUUUCCUGAUAGCCAUAGGAGCAACGGCACCUUUUCACCAACCCUCACAGUUGACAUUGGCAACUGUUUUUGGCCUAGUCUGGAUUUGUGAGGCGCUGGAGAUUUCAGGGAAAGCACCUUCUCUUAUGGGGACCAAUGUGAAAUCAUGCGUAUUUGAGCCUUUAGGAGUUGACCGUGGAGAACGUCCCCUCCAACUGGAUAUCGUACAGUGCUCCCCAAUCUUUUCAACAUCCUCCACCCUAUUGUGUCUCUCACUGGGGACAGUUAAUUAUGCAAAUUAGACUCUGUACACCCGACUUGCCCACCUUUUCAGCAGUUGAGUUGGAGUCCAACCACCAUCCCCAUCUAUGGCAGAAGUAAACUGUUAAGACUAGGUUCGCUACAGGAUCAUGUGAUCACUUUAAAUUAUGGGAUGGUAGAAGGUGUUACAUUCUCACUUCCAGCAUUUGAAAAGAGGAGUUAUCUAGAGCCUACCCUCCCCAUUUCAUGCCAGGAGUGCAGGAGAACAGAGAAGCUCUUCACCUCCUGGUGUCUCUUAACUCCGCCUUUAUUUAUUAGUUGCAUGGAUCCUGCUUUGAUUAAAGAUUUUAAAACAGCAGGAUAGUGUCCAGGUAGCCCCUACUGAGCAGCGACCAAUAUCACAAUGGCACCCUACAGUUGCUGUCCUUUGCAGUCUCUUCUCAGGGCAGGCUUGAGCAUCGUUGAUAGAGCUGUGUGGGAAAUGCUUGGCUCUAACUCGACAUCAGCCCUUCCUUCAUUGCUAACUUCAGCAACAGAAUGGGCAGAAUCUUUCUGCAGGGUCUGCUACUUACUCCGGCUUCUGUUCUGCCUGAGCAUUCAGUUAAGUGGAUCAUUUUUUCUCAGGAAGCUGUCAAUGGGACAGUCCAUUUAUUUUUCAGUCAGAGAUAUAAGAGGUUGUAGCCCUGGUGCCUGGCUGGCCUUACUAUUUGCAAUGAGUUCCCUUGUGGCUUGGAGUUCUCUUCUGACUCAGCUGCCAGAGGAGGAAAUGAGGGUGUGUGUGUAUUGGUGAGGGGGUCAAAGUACCAGAUUUUUCUUCCUAUCCAUUAGCUCUGCUUCUCCUCAGCAUAAGGAUUUCUCACUCCUCAGCAAUGGAUAUGGGCCAGUGACCACUGGCUGGACCAUAGGGCCCCUUGCUUGUUCCUGUGAAAGGUUGGCUGUGUUCAGCAUGCCUUCCUCCCCUUGCAACACUUGAAUGUAUGAUGCUAAGUCCUAGGAGUAACUAGCUGCCUUGCAGCACCUGAUGUUCUUACUGGCCCUCAUUCAGCAUGGCAGUACCACUGACUACCCUGUCCUGGUGACUUCAGUAGGUUUACUCACAUGUUUGAAGUUAGGUAUAUGCUUAAGUACCUUGUUUGAAUUGGGACCAUAAUGAUCUAGCUGCCCUUUCCCCUACACUUAUUUCAGCAUCAUAGCUCUCUUGUAAACCAUAAUCCAGCAUUUCAUCUUCUAGCCCUGUAGCUACUAUGGAAGUGUUUCUUGCCAUCAGCAGAGUGGACACUCCAGUCCUUCUUUCUUCUGGAUUUUGCUGCUGGAUAGGGUUCAGCCUGACCACCCUACAUUUCCCCAGUUCCUUGUUUUUAAUCUGUAUAUUUAUUUACACAUACCUCCCCCUCAAUGAAUGUCCUGCACUGCAUCUCUAAUUUAGCAUCUGUGCCUUUUGAGGUGCUUAGAGGCAGGUACAGUUUAUCUCCAGCAGACAUCUCAGCUGUUUGCUUGAGAUUCAGGGUCUUUCCUAACUCAAGGGAGCAGAGAGCUUGAUGUUGAGGGAAGGGAAAGAAUGUGGCACAGGCAAAUCAAGGCCCUCCUAGUGCUAUUUUAACUAGUAUAAUACAUAGCACUUCACAGCCUCCAAGUGCUGCGUGAGCAAAGUGGACUCUCUUUUCUCUCUGCUUCUCCUGGGCUCUGACUACUUUUCUACAGGAGAAAAACAUGCUGCUACUUUUGUUGUGUAUCCUCUGCAAUUGUAUUGCAUUCAUUCUCCCAAAAAGGCUAGGGUGUGACCGAUAGAAGCAGUUGAACAGAGCUGGUUGCAAUUAAAAUGUCACUUUUGAGGAAGGCUUUUUCUUGAUUUUUGUUUUGUUUUUGUUCUGACCUCUUUUUCAAGCAGAAUCGCCCAAUACAAUCGACAUUUGACUCUGCCUUCCCACCUCAUUUCUGUUGGGUUCUCUCUCUAGCCAUCCCCACCCAAAGUAGAUUCUCUCUGCAAGGAGGGCGGUAUGGCAGACUUGCGUUACUAGGGCUUGAGUAAGCUAUUAGGAAUAAACAAAGGCAUUGAAACGUGAAUCACCUAGCUCCUUUUUGCUACUACUUGACUAGGAAUUUUGCUCCGAUCAGCUUUUGGGGGCCCUCUCCUGCUCCCACUGAAGUCAGUAGUUGUAUCCUCAGGAAGUUACAGCCCUCUACAACCCGAGUCUUUCGAACAUGUUUCUGAGCUGUAGCAGGGCUGUGUGUGUUCAUGUGCUGUCGGAAAACUAGCUCCACCAGAUGGCAUUGCCAGAAGAGGAUAAAGGAGAAGCAGCAAAGCGAUGGCCUAGCUAGGGUAAAAGAAUCAGCUGUCUUGCAUCCCAGUUCGAUAGCUAUAGUCUGUCUGCUCUCCUGUGUAAUCCGGUUUCCAUAAGUCUCUCUCGAAAGGCAGAUGCUGCAGGAGAUGAGAACUAUCCAAACAAGAAGGGCCUCCUUGUUAGCCGAUUGGAGGGAAUUUGCUGCCUAAAUAUGAGGCAGUGCUGUGAGUCACCUGCUUUGGCUCUCUGAAGUAAUUCCUCUUCAUGCCUGGCUUCUUGGUAGUGAAAGCAAUGGUAGUUCUGCAGCCUUAGGGUAGAUGUGUGCAACACAACAGUGUGGUAAGGGAUUGGUUAAGAAUUGCUAAGGAAGCAGUUACUGGUUUCUUCCUUUGAAGAUAAAGCACUAUUGCAUAUAUUUCCUCCUAGCAUAACAGGCAACAUGAAUCUGAAUUCUUCCCCUCUUCCUUCAAAAGUCAACACUUGAGAAUUACUGCAACCCUGGGUAGUGCUUUGCUGUUCUGGGUUUUUUUUUUAAAACACACCGCAGCUAGAACAUCUUGGUUAAGGAGUGUAUUUUGGGGGUGGGGGCAGAGGAGGAGAACGUGUUUAACAGUAAAGCUUGUUUGUUUGUUUUUGAUUAAAAGGAGGGCAAGACGUGACUGUCUUUUUGUUAUUGGGAACUCGUAGAAAAUCCUCUUCUGUGGAAAUUUUGAAAGUACUUUGCCUUUAAAGUGGUGCCUUCAGAUUUUUUUAAGGUGACUAUGGCUGUUAGCAUUUGUAGUUGCAUGCCCUCUGAUCCCCUCAUAACGGCCCUCCAUACAGUUUCGGAACCCCGAUUUGGCCCUCAGGCCAAAAAGUUUGCCCACUCUUGGUGUAAUCCAUUGUUCCUUCUUAAGUGGAGUACUUUGUAUUUGUCCUUUUUGAAUUUCAUCCUAUUUACUUCAGACCAUUUCUCCAGAUCAUUCUGAAUUUGAAUCCUAUUCACCAAAGCACCCACAACCCCUCCCAGCUUGGGAUAGUUCGCGAACUUUAUAAGUAUACUCUAGCUAAAUCAUUUGAUGAAGAUAUUGAACAGAACCAGACCCAGAACUAAUCCCUGUGAGACCUGACUUGAUAUACCCUUCAAUCUUGAUUGUGAACCACUGAUAACGUGAGCUGUAGCUCACGAAAGCUUAUGCUCUAAUAAAUUUGUUAGUCUCUAAGGUGCCACAAGUACUCCUUUUCUUUUCUGGGAAUGGUUUUCCAAUUAGUUAUGCACUUACCUUAUAGUGGCUCCAUCUAGGUUAUAUUUCCCUAAUUUGUUUAUGACACGGUCAUGCGAGACAGUAUCAAAAGCUGCACUAAAGACAAGAUGUACCACAUCUACCACUUCACCCCCCAUUCACAAGGCUUGUUACCCAGUCAAAGAAAGUAUUACAUUGCUUUGACAUGAUUUGUUCUUGACAAUAAGGUGAAAAGUAACAGCAUGGGUUUAUCUUCUUAGUGUUUGCAAACUGAUUGCUCCAUUAUCUUUCCGGGUACUGAAGUUAAGCUGACUGAUCUGUAAUUUGCUUGGUUGUUAUUUCCUUUUUUAUAAAUGGGCAUUAUAUUUGCCCUUUUCCAGUCCUCUAGAAUCUCUCCCUUCUUCUUCCAUGAUUUUUCAAAGAUAAUUGUUAAUGGCUCUCAUCUCCUUAGUCCGCUCCUUGAGUAUUCUAGGAUGGAUUUCAUCAGGCCCUGGUGACUUGAAGACAUCUAACUUGUUCUUUCCCUAUUUUAGCCUCUGAUUCUACCUCAUUUUCACUGGCAUUCACUCUGUUAGAUGACCAAUUGCUACUAAUCUUUUUGGUGAAAACUGAAAAGUCAUUUAAGACUUCUGCCAUUUGCACAUUUUCUGUUCCUGUUUUUCCCCCCUCAUUGAGUAAUGGACCUACCCUGUCCUUGGCCUUCCUCUUGCUUCUAAUGUAUUUUUCUUGUUACCCUUUGUCUGUAGCUAGUUUAAUCUUUUGUGCCUUAGCCUGUUUAAUUUUAUCCCUACAUACUUGUUUGUUUAUAUUCAUUCUUCAUAAUUUGACCUAGUUUCCAUUUUUUGUAGGACUCUUAUUUUGAGUUUCAAAUCAAUGACAAUCUCCUGGUUAAGCCAGGGUGUCCUGUUGCCAUGCUUCCAAUCAUUCCUAUGCAGUGGAAUAUUGUGCCCCUUGAACUGUUUUUCCCCUUAGACUUGCUUCCCAUGGGAAUCUUACCUACCAACUCCAUGAAUUUGCUAAAGUCUGUCUUCUUGAAAUCCAUUAUCUUUAUUGUGCUGUUUUCCUUCCUACCAUUUCAUGAUCGCUUUCACCUGUUGCCUUCCACUUGUCAACCAGAUUUGUCAAUCAAAUCUAGAACAGCCUCUCCCCUCGUAGUCUGUGUGUCUAACCCACAGUGCCUACAGUCUGAAAGGGAUACAUUUAUUUCUGUCCCAGAGAAAUAAAUGCAUUACCAUAGUAUGAUCAGCUCCCAUUCUUUAGCGUGUGCUCACAACAGCCCUGUGAAGAAGGGAAAUGCUAUUACCCUGUUUUACAGCUAGGAAGUCUGUACUGGACCGGGAAUUGAGUGCAGCUCUCCCAAGUCCCAGGCUUGUACCCUAACCACUAGGCCACUAUUUCUCUGUUCUGUCUUAAUAAAAAAGGAGGCCCCAGAUUUAGUAAAAUUCUGCAGGGGGUUUUCAGCCAGUUUCCUUAUUUACCAAAUGGAUGGUUAGAGCAACUUCGUUUGGUAAACUGGUGAGUGCUGCUUGAGCAAGGCUGGAGUUAUUUCCUCAACUGUUACUGGCUUCCAGAGCAGCCACUAAGCUGCAAAGGAGCAGCUUACAUGGGUACAGUGACACUUGUAUUUCUCAGUGAGAAAAAGCACGGGCUUUUAAAGGCUGAAUUGUUUCCACAGAGGGGCCAAGAGGAACUUGCACCCCAAAACAGCAUUUGUUUUUAAACUAUUAAAGCUCACAUUUUAACAUGA
Dermochelys coriacea (leatherback sea turtle) is the source of this 7059-nucleotide messenger RNA. RefSeq names its product DENN domain containing 11 (gene DENND11). Lineage: Eukaryota; Metazoa; Chordata; Testudines; Dermochelyidae. The transcript is spliced from 9 exons. Bases 45 to 1361 code for a protein of 438 amino acids. Gene Ontology annotation, cellular component: cytoplasm. The record is from RefSeq and is a predicted model, not a curated record.